Molecule: messenger RNA, 2588 nt
Organism: Clarias gariepinus (North African catfish)
Lineage: Eukaryota; Metazoa; Chordata; Actinopteri; Siluriformes; Clariidae
Gene: mindy3
Product: MINDY lysine 48 deubiquitinase 3
Exons: 16
Coding region: 521-1894 (457 amino acids)
Biological process (GO): protein K48-linked deubiquitination
Molecular function (GO): cysteine-type deubiquitinase activity; K48-linked deubiquitinase activity
Source: RefSeq, a predicted model, not a curated record
CAGAAUGGACGUAGCAGCUGAGAAUGACUGACACAACCACUUGCAGUAUUUAUGACCAAAACCUUUGACUAUAUCGCUUAUAUUUACGUCAGAUUUUUUUUUUCUUAAAACGAUUUCUUUGUCUCCAGCAACCGUAUAUUCGUUUGGAAUACUUCAUACCUUACUACUAUUCUGAACGUAAUCCUCGUCUCGGUAAGCGUUAGCCUGCUUUCCACAAUAACACGAGGUAACAUCACAGCGUCUUACAGUUAUAGGUAUUCUGUUUAGCAAGACGGAUUGUUGAGUAACAAACAUAGUCUUUGUGUUGUGACAUUAAUGGUACAAAUACUCGUAAUAAUAUUGAAUUAUUAUCUACCUAUCUGUACCUAAGGCGAGAGCUAGCCGUUAGCUAGGAACAGCUAAUAUUUAAUAAUUAAAUGAAUGCAUUGUGUCAACUGUAAACUAACCGAACUAGCUCAAAGCGCGAGCAGAGCUCACGCGCGGUUUCUAAGCUGCGAAAAGAAAGGAAAGGAUCGUCAGCAUGUCGGAUUUAAACAGAGAAGUUGUGGAGCUUGUUUGGGGGAAACAGGCGAGCAGCAGCGGUGUCUCAGCGUCUCUGUUCCGCAGGUGGACUCAAGGUUUUGUCUUCAGCGAGACAGAGCACAGUGCACUGGAGCAGUUUGAAGGUGGACCAUGCGCUGUGAUUGUACCAGUGCAGGCAUUCCUGUUAAAGAACAUCCUGUUCAACAUGGAGAUCGUGAACUGGAGAAAUAUCUCAGAUGAGGAGCAACGCUUGGCCAUGUGCUCUACUCUCUCUGAGAUUCUGGUGUCAGCCUGCACUGGCAAAACCCACAACUUCUGUCUUGCCACGUGGGCUCCCUCCAAAUCCACGGAAGAGAGCAGGGACAUCCCCGAAGACCACACAGAACCAGAAUCCAGUCAAAAUAUGCACACCCAACAGCAGCAGCAGCAACAGCAGCCGUCCACUGCUUUGGCUGAUGAGGAGCUUGGCUUUGAGCGGUUCCACAGCAUGGUACUCAAAAGGACACUUAAAACUAUUGCUGAGCUAAAGGAGACCAUACUAUCACUGUAUGACACGUGGAGGAAUAAAUUUGGUGUCUUGCUCUUCCUGUAUUCAGUAAUACUUACAAAGGGUAUUGAGAACAUAAAGAAUGAGAUAGAGGAUACUUCAGAGCCACUUAUUGACCCUGUAUAUGGCCAUGGCAGUCAAAGCCUGAUUAACCUGCUGGUGACAGGACAUGCAGUGUCAAACGUUUGGGAUGGGGAUAGGGAAUGCUCUGGAAUGAAGCUUCAUGGGAUCCAUGAUCAGACUACUGUUGGCUUUCUUACACUAAUGGAAUCACUGCGAUACUGCAAGGUGGGAUCAUUUCUUAAAUCUCCAAAGUUCCCUAUAUGGAUCCUUGGUAGUGAGACCCAUCUCUCUGUUUUUUUCACCAAGGAGAUGUCUCUGGUGGCCCCCGAGUCACCAUCAGAACAGGCCAGAAGAGUCUUUCAGACCUUCGAUCCGGAAGAUAACGGGUUCAUUCCUGACACAUUGCUCGAGGACGUUAUGAAGGCUUUGGAUCUGGUCUCGGAGCCUGAGUAUGUCAAUCUCAUGAAGACCAAGUUGGAUCCAGAGGGCUUAGGAAUCAUUCUGUUGGCUCCGUUCCUGCUCGAGUUCUUCCCUGAUCAGGGCUCAGGAAUUCCAGACUCAUUUCCUGUGUACCACUACAACGGCCUCAAGCAGUCCAACCACAAUGAGAAGGUAAGCUAUGUUGAGGGCACCGCUUUAGUUCUUGGCUACGAGAAUCCCAUGGUGCGUACAGAUGACACGCCGAUCAAGCGCUGCCUCCAGACGAAGUGGCCAUAUAUAGAACUUCUGUGGAACAUAGAGAGACCUCCGUCCCUCAAUUAACCCUUUCGCCAACACCUUACCUCUCAAUUGCACGUUCUCCAAACCAGGAAUUUAACAAGACUGGCAUAGUGCCUGGACUUAAUCCCCAAGACAAACGAUGCUGCCUGAUUCGCAUCGGCACGCUUGCUCUAAUCUUUAAUAAUUCAUCCAGCUUGUAGGGUUUUUUUUCCAAAAAGGUGGUGUUAUUUUUUUUUAGUUUGCAGAUUUUUUACAGGUUAAUUUGUUUACAAGGCUAACAGAUGACAAGUGAGUGAAGCAGACCAACUGAGCUGACCAAAUAAUCAUUAAUGGGUCUGUGGCUAGAUUUCUGUACAAAUGUAGAUUUGAUGGUGGUAACUGGGUCCAAGUAUUAAUCUGACCAAAGCCUCCUGGUGCUUCAGGCUACAUUCUGCAGCGUUUACGUAACUUGGAUAAACGAAAGCUCAGUUUCAACUGGUCUAUAAAGAAAUGCACUACAACCUAAAACGGGGCACAGGAAGACAGAGGAGGAGGAGGAUAAGGAGACUGAUUAGAAGGGGGACGGCGAGACAGUAUUGGGAUUUUGAACUUGGAUUUGGUAGUUUUUUAUUUUUUUCCACCACAGCAGUAACACCUAUUUAUUGUUCAUUGUCCCUGAAGUGAAGGGACAAACAUCCAUGUGCAUAUAUUAUUUACUCUGAUCUCGAUGAUUCACCAAAAUAAACUUUUUAUGUCU